Messenger RNA from Octodon degus (degu), 2615 nucleotides. It is a transcript of the gene Ergic1, whose product is annotated as endoplasmic reticulum-golgi intermediate compartment 1. Gene Ontology annotation, cellular component: COPII-coated ER to Golgi transport vesicle; Golgi membrane; endoplasmic reticulum. The transcript is spliced from 10 exons. The record is from RefSeq and is a predicted model, not a curated record. Lineage: Eukaryota; Metazoa; Chordata; Mammalia; Rodentia; Octodontidae. The coding region runs from base 131 to 1003 and encodes 290 amino acids. Gene Ontology annotation, biological process: retrograde vesicle-mediated transport, Golgi to endoplasmic reticulum; endoplasmic reticulum to Golgi vesicle-mediated transport.
AGGCGAGUGGCGAGCAGCUGGGGGCGGCGCGGGGGCGGGGCGGCCGCGCAGGCGUUGGCAGCGGGCUGGGACCCACGCGGCGCCGCGGCCCCCUGGCCUGCAGCGCUCCCACCCCGGCGGCGGCGGCACGAUGCCCUUUGACUUCAGGAGGUUUGACAUCUACAGGAAGGUGCCGAAGGACCUUACACAGCCAACGUACACCGGGGCCAUUAUCUCCAUCUGCUGCUGCCUCUUCAUCCUCUUCCUCUUCCUUUCAGAACUCACUGGAUUCAUCACGACAGAAGUUGUGAACGAGCUCUAUGUUGAUGACCCAGAUAAAGACAGCGGGGGCAAAAUUGACGUCAGUCUGAACAUCAGUUUACCCAAUUUGCACUGCGAAUUGGUUGGGCUCGACAUACAGGAUGAAAUGGGCAGGCAUGAGGUCGGCCACAUUGACAAUUCGAUGAAGAUCCCGCUGAACAAUGGUGCAGGCUGCCGCUUUGAGGGCCAAUUCAGUAUCAACAAGGUCCCCGGCAAUUUCCAUGUGUCCACACACAGUGCCACAGCCCAGCCACAGAACCCAGACAUGACACACAUCAUCCACAAGCUGUCCUUUGGGGACACACUCCAGGUCCAGAAUGUCCAUGGAGCUUUCAACGCUCUCGGAGGAGCAGACAGACUCACCUCCAACCCCCUCGCCUCCCAUGACUACAUCCUGAAGAUCGUGCCAACGGUUUACGAAGACAAGAGCGGCAAGCAGCGCUACUCCUACCAGUACACCGUGGCCAACAAGGAGUACGUCGCCUACAGUCACACGGGCCGCAUCAUCCCGGCCAUCUGGUUCCGCUAUGACCUCAGCCCCAUCACGGUGAAGUAUACGGAAAGAAGGCAGCCGCUGUACAGGUUCAUCACCACGAUCUGUGCCAUCAUUGGUGGGACCUUCACCGUCGCCGGCAUUCUGGACUCAUGCAUCUUCACAGCUUCCGAGGCCUGGAAAAAGAUCCAGCUGGGCAAGAUGCAUUGACAUCCUGCCUGAUCCACUGGCCAAGGGUCAGGGAGACCACCAGCUCUGCCUCCAGCACCCUGUCUCUCUGGCCCAGGAUCUGGCUGCAUCCCAAAGUGUGUGUGGGAGGUGGGGGGAAGGUAGGAGGUGGUUCCAGGCUCUGUAGCUACCUCUCUUCCCCAUGUUUAAUGUUAGAUAAAUAACACUGGCUGGAGUGGUGAUAUUCCUUUCCUCAGGAGCUCCAAAAUGACAGGCAAGGGGUCUCUGCUCUAGGAAUGUUGGGGACCAUUCCUGAAAGGGCUACAGUCCCUUCCUUCUUAGGGAAUAGCCCAGAAUCCUUAUUGACCAGCUGUCAGCCAGGCUUUGACAAUCCUGCAGUGUUUCCCCAACCCCAUUUGGACACACUAAUCACUUGCUUUCCCCUCUGGGCAGUCAGUCUGGACUCUGGGACCAGGCUGCCCAAAGGUUCUGAUGCCUGGAGCCUUCAGUGUAACCUUCCCGUACAAGCCCCUGAGGUUUGACAUUGUCGCCAGAGUGCUCCGUUCCACCGAAUCUGUCCCUGGCCAGGCCUCAUCCCUUAUCCCUCCCUCUGUCUAGUGAUUCCAAGAAGCAGGUGCCCAGUUGCUCGGGUAGUCUGCCUACUGAUGACAGGGUGGGUCACAGAUUCCUCUCUCGCUCUUGUUCUUCUGAACACCCGCACCAGUGUGCCUCAGCUGCUGUGCUGUGUGGCACUGACAUUUCUUGGUGGAAAGGAAGGCUCCGAUGGGAACUACUGAGGCAGGAAGCGGAAGCCAUAUGACUGGGAAGUCAUCUUUAGAGAACCAGAUAGAUGUGGCUUGUCUGCUUAUGUCCACAAGGGAAGUCUCCUUCCCUGUAACCCACCAGUAGUCCUGUCUCAGCCUCUUCUGGACAGCCAGCAUUGGUUCUAAGGAUGUAGCUGGGGGAACGAAAGAGAGUCAGCCCUUCUUCACCCUUCAGGCCUCCCGCUCUGAGGCUGCCCUUGCAGAGAUGCCCAGCUCUUGUAUCUCUGCAGCCCAGUAUGGCCCAGGUGCCGUUGAGUUCCCCUGCUGGCUGGCCACCCACAUUCCUAGCCCUGGGGUGGUGGACCCCAGUGUCUCCCCACUUGCUGCUGAGGGGGGUUCCUACCCCACUGCUCUCUCUCUCUCUCAUUCUUCCCUUUGUGUCCUGAAAGGGAAGGGCAGUGGUCGCGGCAAGAAUUCCAGCCAGGGAAUUUUAGCUAUGCUCUCUUGUCCCAGGGAGAGGGCCCUGCCCAUUUUUCAUUUAUAUCAAGAUUGUUUGCAUACUUUUGUAAUGAGGGGGAGUUUCCAGUAGAAGGAUUUUUUAAAUUAUCUAUAUAUGAUAGCUCAAGUCUCUGCCACUUGUAGAUCUUGGCUCUGAUUCCAAUUAGCAAAGCUGUCCCUUUUGCAUAUGAGUUGACUAAUGUGUGUAAAACUGCCAUUGGUUAUUUCUGGUAUCUGUGGCCACUUGGAUGGAUUUUUUAAAAUUCUGUUCCCCAGUUACCAAAAGGAGUCUGUUUGGUGUGUGAAUAUGUGCACCUGUACAGGAUGACAGGGUGGGGUGGGGGUGGAAAAUGUAUGGCAUGCACAUGAGUUGAAAUCCUACUUUUAUGCAU